This is a messenger RNA of Ornithodoros turicata, 1761 nucleotides long. RefSeq names its product forkhead box C1-A-like. The coding region runs from base 114 to 1448 and encodes 444 amino acids. The transcript is spliced from 2 exons. Gene Ontology annotation, molecular function: DNA-binding transcription factor activity, RNA polymerase II-specific; RNA polymerase II cis-regulatory region sequence-specific DNA binding. Gene Ontology annotation, biological process: anatomical structure morphogenesis; cell differentiation; regulation of transcription by RNA polymerase II. The record is from RefSeq and is a predicted model, not a curated record. Lineage: Eukaryota; Metazoa; Arthropoda; Arachnida; Ixodida; Argasidae.
GCGAAACAUGGCGCGUGCUAGGAGAGCAGCGCGAACGGCGCCGGAAGACUGAAGCAACACCCACGCCCGACACGGGGGACAUCGGGCCGAGGCGCCGAGAGGAACCAGAGGUCAUGCACACUUUGUACAGUGACCCAAACCAGAGCUACUACCGCUACGGUGGCUACUCUCCAUCGUCGAGCACCUGCAGCCCUGGCGCAUCGAGCAGCACCGCAUCUGUACUCUAUGGACCGCCACCGAGCCAAGAACCCAUGGCAGCAUAUCAGAGUCAUGGAAGGCUGGUCCGACAGCACCACCCUUAUGUGCCAUCUCCAUACACAGUGCCAGGAAACGCCACAACCAUGGCACUGCAGCCCCAGGCGCCGAAAGACAUGGUGAAGCCUCCAUACUCUUAUAUUGCACUCAUUGCGAUGGCCAUUCAAAAUGCCUCCGAGAAGAAAAUCACGUUGAAUGGCAUCUAUCAAUUCAUCAUGGACCGAUUUCCUUUCUAUCGUGAAAACAAGCAAGGCUGGCAGAAUUCUAUUCGUCAUAAUUUGUCGUUGAACGAAUGUUUCGUCAAGGUGCCACGUGAUGAUAAAAAGCCCGGGAAGGGGAGCUACUGGACAUUAGACCCCGAUAGCCUGAACAUGUUUGACAACGGCAGCUACCUUCGCCGCAGAAGGAGGUUCAAGAAAAAGGAUGUCGCAAAGGACAGCGCAAAGGAUGGCACUUUAAGGAAACAACCCGACCAAAUGCCUAGCAACCACAACGAUCUGGAGGACAAGAAGCCCGUUAUCAAAACAAACAGUGCUCCUUGUACUAACAAUAACAGCAGCCAGCCAGAUGAUGAGAGUCACCAUACGGUCACUCCCAAAACAGAACCCGCGGGGGACUCGUGUGCUCUGGCCUCUUGCAAAUAUGAAGGGCGGCCGUUGCACCUUAGUCACCACCUAGCAGAGCACCAUGGGACUUCCAGCGGAAACCUCGUCGUGGACCCAUCAGCACUGUCUACCUUCAGCGUUGACAGCCUCAUGACCCGUGAACACUCGUCGACAGAAGAACUGGCGCAAUACAACAGGAGCAACAUCUUCACGAGCAACCCGUCACUUACACCCUGCUCGAGCCCAUCGUCGAUAGGCUACAGCUGUUCAUCUCCCGGAUUGUACCCUGCAUCAGAUCGAACAGCUCAAGUAAUGGCUAUGAGUACGUCCACCGAUGAGAACCCAUCCAGUGCCACGGAGGCCACUCAGCAGUAUUCUGCAGGAACCAGAGCGGCGUGGUAUGCAAUGCAGCAGCAGGUGCUCGAGCCUGCUGAAGGCUAUUCCAGCGGCUUCCGAGACAUCUAUGCUGGGAACAGCGUAACCUCCGUUAUUGGAAGUGGGAACCAGGGUCAUUACCAAAUGGGUUUUCCUCUGAACAGCGGUUACCAGAGGUCAUACACUGCCGGGUACGACUGCACGAGGUACUAGCUUUCACUGGCGGCACAACUUCGACUUGGCCGACCAAUGCCGGACGUGGAAAAAUACACGAAGAGGAUGUUUACUGUCAUCAACCUUGUAAAAACGGAUGAUGCUCUCAGCUACAUUUGCAUCGCGUCCAUUCCGCCAUUCCGGAUACAAGGUGGUUAUGUCACUGUGUCAUAUGGCUAUCUUAUCCGAUAUACAAUAAAACGUAAACUGACAAUUUUGUGAACAAGAUUCUCUAUGCAGGGACAUGCGAUGUUUGAAAACAGAAACUAACAGUAAAGAUAGGCCUUGAUUUGUUCUGCUAUGUCAAAUAUUG